Molecule: messenger RNA, 1482 nt
Organism: Hyaloscypha bicolor E
Lineage: Eukaryota; Fungi; Ascomycota; Leotiomycetes; Helotiales; Hyaloscyphaceae
Product: aldehyde dehydrogenase
Exons: 2
Coding region: 1-1482 (493 amino acids)
Molecular function (GO): succinate-semialdehyde dehydrogenase (NAD+) activity
Source: RefSeq, a predicted model, not a curated record
AUGGCACCAACAUCACUUUCGGAUCUCAAACGAAAAAACCUCUUCCAAACGAAAGGAUACAUCAACGCAGAAUGGGUACCAGCAAAAUCUGGGAAGACGUUCGACGUCGUCGAUCCAGCAACCCUGGAAAAGAUCGCCACUGUGCCCGAAAUGGGAGCAGAAGACACUGCACUUGCAGUCGAAGCAGCAUACGAAACAUUUCAGUCUUUCAAGAAGACGACACCGCGCGAGCGAGCUCGAAUGCUUAGAAAAUGGAACGACCUCUGCUUAGAGCACAUCGACGACUUGGCUUUGAUUCUGACGCUUGAGAAUGGGAAGACCUUGACGGAAGCGAAAGGAGAAGUCACAUAUGCUGCAUCUUUCCUCGAGUGGUUCGCUGGGGAAGCAGAGAGAACCCAUGGCGAAGUGGUUCCGGUCGCAAACCAGAAUCAACGCAUCUUGACGUUCAAGCAGCCAGUUGGAGUAGCGGCGUGUCUGGCGCCUUGGAAUUUCCCCAUCGCGAUGAUAACACGCAAGGUCGGAGCCGCCUUAGCUGCAGGAUGCACGACAGUAUGGAAGCCAGCAGGAGAGACCCCACUCAGCUGCCUCGCACAAGCUGUUUUGGCACAGGAGGCAGGCUUCCCAAAAGGCGCCAUCAACGUUGUGACAACCUUGAAUCUGGUCGCAGAAGUCGGCAAAGAGCUUUGCACAAACAAACUGGUCAAGAAGCUCAGCUUCACAGGCUCUACCAGAGUAGGGAAGCUUUUAGCAGAACAAUGUGCGGGCAGCUUGAAAAAGUUAAGUCUUGAACUCGGUGGGAAUAGCCCUUUCAUUGUGUUCGAGGAUGCAAAGAUCGAGACAGCAGUCGAAGCGUGCAUUUUGGCAAAGUUGAGGAACUCCGGUCAAACUUGUGUCACUGCCAAUCGAAUCAUGGUCCAGAAGGGUAUAUACAACAAGUUUGCGGACGCGUUGGCGGCACGCAUCAAGGAGUUGAAAGUUGGCAAAGGAACUGAGGAGGGUGUUUUCAUCGGACCGUUGACCCACGAGAGGGCUGUGGAAAAAGCGAUGGCCCAUAUAAAUGACGCGAAAAAACACGGCGGACAGGUAAUCCUCGGCGGUGCACCAAUGGAUGGGAUGGGUGGCUACUUCCUCCAGCCUACCAUUAUCAAAAAUAUGAGCUCCCAGAUGCUGACCACACGGGAGGAGACCUUUGCCCCAGUUGUAGGAUUGUAUGAGUUUGAUACCGAGGAAGAGGCUAUCAAGAUGGCAAAUGAUUGUGAGGUUGGGCUUGGGGCUUUCAUCGUCACGGAAAGCAUUCCACGAUCUUGGAGAGUAGCGGAAGCGCUCGAAGUGGGUAUGGUAGGCGUGAACUUGGGACUUCUCAGCGCGUGUGAGAGUCCCUUCGGAGGUGUGAAGGAGAGCGGAUAUGGCAGGGAGGGAGGUCGGCAGGGGAUUCAGGAGUAUUUGACGGUGAAGUCUAUGUUGAUUAAUGUAGCAAAUUAG